AUGUCGUACGUGUACGCCAUUUGUACCGCUGCACUGAUUAUCGCAGUUUGGUUCUAUUUUAGAGCAUUCUUCAAGGGUUCUUAUAAAUAUAUUGCGAUAAUCCUUUUGCCAUUUCUACUCUUCCCAAGUUUUAAAGUUCAUUUAUGUUCACCAGUUGUUUUGGUUAACAAAGACAUAGGAACAAGGUACAAGCUUGCAACAACUGCGGAGGAAAUCUUGCAAGAUUUGGGUGAAUCGUGUUUAAAACAUUUUGGCAAAUCUUUCUACAGUCUUUCUCUUGUUACGCCUCGGGUAACCUUAAAAGUGAGACCACAAGAGAUUGUUGACUUGAAUGCAACUACAAAUUCAGCUUAUGGUGACAACCAAGCAAAAACCUCGAGAUUGUUUCUAAUUUUCUCUCUUCGGAGUGUUCGUGGAAAGACUCACUCGUUAUCGAUGAUAACAAAGGUGCCGUUUCGGUCAACAAAGAUCCUUGAAGGGCUUCAGAAGAAACAAAGCAUGGAACUGACAGGAAGGAUAGUUAAUAUUGGGAAGGAUAUGUUGGAAAUGAAAGCUGGUUUUGAAAGACAGAAACUGUUUGUAAGACCUGUUGUUUUCCAACCGUAUCAUUUUGAAUUGAAUAACGAUGAUGAAUUGUAGAUAAAUUAUGAUGAUUAAUUUGACCUUCAUGGUUUGUGUCACAUACACAUUGAAAUUUUAAAGAUGCCAUUAUUAUAAUGCUGGUAACUACUAUAUCAACCCCCUGAAAAGUGAUUUUGAAUGAUUGCUCUCUCAUAAAAUGAGAAAGCAAAUGACUGACAUCAUGUAAUUUCAUUUCAAUUCAGUAGGAGGAUGGUUUAAUGAUCCAAACACUGAGUUGAUAUUGCAAGGAUCAUUCUGAUACACACAUGUCAGUGAUGUCUUCUUUAUUCCAUCCUAAUGAA
Molecule: messenger RNA, 923 nt
Organism: Dendronephthya gigantea
Lineage: Eukaryota; Metazoa; Cnidaria; Anthozoa; Malacalcyonacea; Nephtheidae
Exons: 1
Coding region: 1-639 (212 amino acids)
Source: RefSeq, a predicted model, not a curated record